This is a messenger RNA of Bursaphelenchus okinawaensis, 1675 nucleotides long. The record is from the annotation of a GenBank genome assembly. Lineage: Eukaryota; Metazoa; Nematoda; Chromadorea; Rhabditida; Aphelenchoididae.
AUGACGAACUCAAGUAUUGAAUGUAAUGAUGGUAGUGCUAAUCCAUCUGUAGCUAAUCGUCCUCAACUACCUGGAACUGGCCAUGGUAUUCCUCAAUCUGGCGAUAACAUGCCAAGACGCGGCCAUGUUACUCAUCCAACCGUUUUUGGUCCUAACUACAGACCUCCUGGAGUUGGCUACAUCAACCUCGGCUACGGCAUCCCAUUACCUAGCUAUAGUAUCAGUGGGCCAAGCCAAGGUCUUCCACCACCUAACUACAGUAUUCCAUCAUAUCACUACAGUAUUCCACCAUACUACUACGGUAUCCCCGGACUUAACUACAGUAUUCCACUACCUAACUACAGUGUUCCCGGACUUGCCUACAGUAUCCCCACACCUAACUACAGUACUCCUGGACCCAGCUGCGGUGUUGCUCAGCCUAACUACAGUAUCCCCAGACCUAACUACAGUAUCCCCGGACACAAAGAACAAGUAGAAGCAGAAAAAAAAGCUUUCAAAUACGUUUUUGGAGAUGAUGCUACAGAUGAUACUGUCCAGUACGAUUUGGAAAAAGACGAAAUAAAAAUUCUACGGCACUUCUACAAGCUCAGCCGCCGUUUGCUGUCGGUGAAAGAAAGUCCAAAUUUUACAAUACACGACUAUGAUGAAUGUACUAGAACUCUUGUCAAAGCUUCUCGACGUGGUAAGGUUGAGAAGUAUAUUGUAGAAGGGAUGAAACGAGUUCUGGAGAAUACAAAACGAACCGACAAAGAUAUUAUGAUAGUAAUUGAAACCGCCUACGCUAUUUUUGCCUUACAGAUCACAAAUGAAAUUUAUGAGGUAGAAAAGGCGUUACAGUCUUCUGAAGCUAAGCGACAAGAAGCUACAAGGCAGUCUGAAACCGUUUUUCAAGAAGAAGAAGCUACACAACCUCAAGAAGCUACACAAUCUCAAGAAGCUACACAACUUCAAGAAGCUGCACAACCUCAAGAAGGUACACAACCUCAAGAAGCUACACAACCUCAAGGAGCUGCACAACCUCAAGAAGCUGCACAACCUCAAAAAACUACACAACCUCAAGAUGCUACACAACCUCAAGAAGCUACACAAUCUCAAGAACUACAAAAUGAAAUCAAGAAGUUUAAAAGAGCCUAUGAAGUCCUCUGCCAAUUAACACAAGCUGCAAACGCUUCUAAAUCCCGUAAUCCAUCAACAGAAGCUGAAAGCCCGCCAGAAUCUCAACAUCAACAGAAUGAGCGUACUGUGCCAAAUCGUACUCAAGUCGACAAAAUUCAUCUUCAGAAUUCGAACAAAAUUCAAAAGCCAAAGGAUAAGAAGGUCGUGGACGAAAAGAAGACAAAGGCAGUACGUGCAACAAUUUCGGAAUUUGUUAAUGAAAUUGAGAAGUUCAAGGCCAAACUGACUGAUGUCUCACAAGGUCUUUGUAGAUUUGAUGCUGAGGGUUGUGUUCAAGGUAAAAUUUUUAUUUUUAAUGACAAAAUUUUUUUUCAAAAUUUUUAGUUUUUUUUAAAUUUAUGAUUUUUUAAAUUCUCGUUUUUUUAAAAGAUUUUUUUUAGAUUUACCAACUUCAAUCAACCAAGCCGUAGGCAAUACGGAGGAGACCGUCAACUCAGAUGAUAGUCUUUCGUAUUGCAAAAUCAACUCUUCGUUCGAAAGAGAUGAUGAUCAAAUUUGA